AGGCCUCGGGACGUCGUACGCGUGGCGCGACGGCACACUACGCGGCCGGCCGGCCAACCGGGGCAGGUCGCCAUGGUUCUUAAAAAGGAGCCCCUCGCGCCGCGGCCAGCGGCUCGACCAACAAGCAAAGCACACUGCUACUCUCUCUCUCUCUCUCUCUCUGCGGGAGUUGCGACUUGUGAGUUGUCACAACCUUAGCGCUGUGAGCAUGCCGUCGCUGUGGCCGACGAAGAAGAAGCGGGCGGCGCGGGGCUCGCCGGCGGCCCGCCGGCCGUGGUCGCGCCGCCGCGGGAGCAAGAAGAAGAAGUCGUCGUCGCUGGGCGCGCUGUGGCGGCGGAUGGUGGGCCCGCGCAGGGGGACGACCCGGACCCGGACCCGGACGCGGGGGAAGAAGCCGGCGGGGAUGCUCUCGCGCGCCGCGCGGGUGCUCUCCUGCGGCCGCCGCUCCUACUGAUGCCAUGUCAUCGUCCGUGCUCGCAUAUAUAUAUAUAUAUAUAUAUAUAUAUAUAUAUAUAUAUAUAUAUAUAUAUAUAUAUAUCACAUCCGAAUCGUCCUCAUGUGUUCCCGUGUUCGUCGUAGCUGUGUGGUGUGGGGUGGUAGCUCUGUCGUCGACGAUGCAUGCACUCGUGUGUUAAUUGUGUGUACAUAUUCUUCUGUAUAUGCAUCUAUGUUUACUUGUAAUAAUAUUUAAACGGCAGUAUAGACCGUUUAACACACAGCGGUACGCUGUUUUUAUUUAACCAUUCAGUUUAUCAGUCCG
Molecule: messenger RNA, 760 nt
Organism: Sorghum bicolor (sorghum)
Lineage: Eukaryota; Viridiplantae; Streptophyta; Magnoliopsida; Poales; Poaceae
Exons: 1
Coding region: 209-454 (81 amino acids)
Source: RefSeq, a predicted model, not a curated record